AAUAAGUUGAGAAUCUGGGAAACUGUGCUUUUAGUUUUUCUCUAUUUUUUUGGUGAGUUUUUUUGUUUUUGAAUUUAAGAAACUCUUUUGCUCUGCAACGGUCACAGCAGAUCCCGUUCCUUAUCCUCCAUUAGUAGAUCUCAGCUUUCUCUUCCUAGAAAAUGGGGGGCCCUUGGAAUGAAAUUCCACGUAGUUAUGCUUGAAUGUCGGCAGCUUUUAUGAAUUGGAUAUAUUUCUCUUUCAAUCUGGGGAUCAAGUUUUUUUCUUCUGUUUCUCUUUUGUUUCUUUUUGGGGUGGCUCUGCUUUGGGGAAGAUGACACCUGCUGUGAUGGCGCCUUGUGUGUUGCAGGGAUGUUUUCCACUGCAGAUAUCUGGCAAGGACUGUAUUGCAUUAUCCUCCAUGGAUGGAAAUACAGCAUUUUCUUCAGUCAGGAAUCCUCACACAAUUGGAUCUGUUUUGGUGGGAGAGAAAGGGAGACAUCCAUCCAAUGCUAGCAAUUGUUCUGAUGUCAGUGAUACCAAAGGUGAAGCAGAUAAUGGUCCUCCAAUUCUCACGCAGAUACCAAGGCCAAUGAAUAUUUCCACAGGGACAAAAUCUGCUUAUUCCAAUCUCCCUCUCUUAUCAGCAACAGAUGUUAUUUACCAGGUGAAUAAAGAAAAAGCCACACCAGAGGCAAAGUGCAGAGAAUCUAGUAGUGGAUCUGUGUUGGAUGAUAAAUCAUACCAUCCAGACAGCAUAACAAUAGCUGAAUUCCAUCAAAAGAAAACAGGUUUUCACAAAGAAAACUUGUUUUCAUUCUCUAUUUCUGAGCCCGAGAAAGGGCAGAAGUCAGUAAAAUAUUCCUGCAGUACAUUAGGCAAUUUAGGUGCAGAAAGGAUGUCACUCCAGAAUCCAUGUCAGGUGUCCUCUGUGACUGGCGUUUCUGUGAACUGUAACACAGAAAAUAUGGCUGGGAGUGUGAUAUCAUCAAGAAAUGCAUCAGAACUUUCAAACUUUGUCAAUCUGCAGAAGGAAAUGGGCCAGAAGAUAGUGUCUAGAAAUAAUUUACAACCACAAGAAAAUAUAGGAUUGGAGGAAGCCAAUUCUACAUCCGUAAAAGGAGGGCUAUCUAAUCCUUGGCCACCUGUAAUACAUACUUUUAGCAUUUUGAAAUCUAAAGAUAAACUAGAGAGCAUUGACAGAGAGCAAUAUGGUGUUCCUGAUUCCAUAAAUAACUUGCCUGCUGCCAUUAAUAAUUGUCCAAUGAAGGGUCUAAAGCAUAUUCCUAUACUAUAUUCUAAGGAGAAGAUUGUUCAUUCUCAGGAACUGACAAACAAUAACAACCUGUACCUAAGUCCAAGCCGUCAUCUUCACUAUGGGAACAAAAGGAAAUGGAGUCCAUCCCAAAGGCAACAGAUAGCAGAUUUAGUAACAUAUUCUCCACAACCUGAUUUCACCUCAAAAUAUUGCUUCAAAAGGCAUAAAGUCUUUGCUGACAAAGUUGAAAAUGGUCACCAAAAUGUGAAGAUUCCAGAGGGUAAAGAAAUGGCAGAAUCAGUAGGCUUUUUUCCCCACGAACUUGCAUUGGAGUUGAAUGGAAACAACACUGAUAAUUCGUCAGUUAAUUUUAGAUUAGAACUCAGUAGCCCUGCACAUGCCGCAGGACAAAUGUCAUCUGUAAGAACAGCCUCUCAAGGAAUGUCAUCAUCAGAGUCAGACUGGGGUAAGUUCCUAGCUUUGUCUGCUUCAUCUGAGCCAACUACUCAAGGUAAUAAUGUGGAGAAAGAAAUAAUUGCAAAUUUUGAGCAUCGUUUCAACAAGUUGCAAGCUUUUCUGAAGAGAUGUGACGAGUCAGAUCAAUACUAUUCCCAAGGAUUCCAGAAUCUAUCUGCAAUGGAUCGAAGUGUCAUUGCAAUUAAGCUGGAAAAGCAAGCUAUGAAGCUUUCCUUGGAGGAGGUUAAGGAAUUUGAUAGAAUGAACACACUCAAGAUAUUCAGAAAACCCUCUAUAGAUACCACAAAUGAUGUAGGAGCUGCAUUGAUUCUGAAACUUCUCCUACCCAAUUCUUCCUAACUACAAUAAGCUGAAAUCUCACAAUGGCAGCUGGCGCUUCCCAAGAAGAUUACAUCUGCAUCAGGUUGCCUUGAUUUGUAAAAUCAAUCGUUAAGAGUGAUUAAAUUCAGUGGUCAACUAGAUGACCGGCAAACUCUAACAUGCCAUACUCUCUUGACAAUCAAACUAAUAUUAAAUCUCUCACAAGAGAGAUUUAAAUGCUUUGCAAAAUGUUUUCUAAUGUGUCCAGUUAGUGAAUGUAUGGCAGAUCACCAAGUCAAGCUAUUGAAAAUUUAAUAUUUGUAGGCCAACCGAUUCAGUUAGCUGGACAGAUUUUUGUACUGGAAGGAUCGCAAUAAAAUAUUUUCCUUUUUAAA
This is a messenger RNA of Cryptomeria japonica (Japanese cedar), 2409 nucleotides long. RefSeq lists its product as uncharacterized. Lineage: Eukaryota; Viridiplantae; Streptophyta; Pinopsida; Cupressales; Cupressaceae. The transcript is spliced from 5 exons. The record is from RefSeq and is a predicted model, not a curated record. Bases 314 to 2053 code for a protein of 579 amino acids.